Messenger RNA from Plasmodium gonderi, 504 nucleotides. RefSeq names its product periplasmic divalent cation tolerance protein. Gene Ontology annotation, molecular function: copper ion binding. Gene Ontology annotation, biological process: response to metal ion. The coding region runs from base 1 to 504 and encodes 167 amino acids. NCBI's taxonomy places the organism in Eukaryota, Apicomplexa, Aconoidasida, Haemosporida, Plasmodiidae. The record is from RefSeq and is a predicted model, not a curated record. The transcript is spliced from 5 exons.
AUGCUCUUUUCGCUAGCUGUUGCAACGACGAAACGAUGCAAUAGGCAACUUUUUUAUUCUCUUUUUAUAAAUAAUAUUUCAAAUUGUAGUUUAUUGACAAAAGGUACGAUCUGUCACAACAGAAAUAACAAAUCUUAUAUGAGAAACUUCUCAAUAAAAAUGGAUGACCCUGCUAAGUUUAUAGCUGUUUAUGUGACCGCUCCUAGUAAAGAAGUUGCUGAAAAAAUCUCAAAUGUGCUGCUAGAAGAUAAGUUAGCUAGUUGCAUAAACAUAAUUCCAGGUGUCACUAGUUUAUAUCAUUGGAAAGGGGAGAUAGCUAAAGAUAGCGAAGUCUUAAUGAUGAUAAAAACGAAGAAAAGUUUAUUUGACGAAAUUGUAAAAUCAGUUAAAUCAAAUCAUCCAUAUGAAAUACCUGAGGUAAUUUCUGUUCCAAUACAAGGAAGUAAGGACUAUUUAAAUUGGAUAAAAGAUUCAGUUAAAUUGACCUCUGAAAAGAGUGACUAA